Molecule: messenger RNA, 1173 nt
Organism: Amborella trichopoda
Lineage: Eukaryota; Viridiplantae; Streptophyta; Magnoliopsida; Amborellales; Amborellaceae
Product: putative carboxylesterase 6
Molecular function (GO): hydrolase activity
Source: RefSeq, a predicted model, not a curated record
AUGGCGGCUCGUGAUGGUGACAAAACAGUAGUUGAUGAGCUUCCCGGCAUCGUGACCAUCUAUUAUGAUGGCUCAAUUGUCCGCCACAACUCGCACACCACCACUCCCCCUACCGAAUUCCCGACCGAUGCCACUGUCGCCAGCAAAGAUGUCGUCCUGAACCCUGUCACAGGCCUUUGGGCCCGCCUCUUCCUCCCGCACCACCAGCAAAAUGUGCCCCUUGCCGUCUAUUUCCAUGGGGGCGGCUUUUGCUUUGGGGACCCUGCCUGGGAUUUCUACACUCGAUUCAUUUCUCGCCUUGCCACUGCAACAAGCACUCUCUGGGCGUCGGUCGCAUACCGCCUGGCACCCGAGCACCGCCUCCCUGUCGGCUUCCAUGACUGCCUCGACGCCAUUUCCUCCCUCACCACCUCAACCGACCUAUGGCUGAAGGGUACGGACUGCAGGCAUGUGUUCCUUGCUGGGGAUAGCGCAGGCGGUGAUUUAGUGUACAACUGUGCGCUGCACCACUGCAAGGAACCACAUAACCGUGUCGAGAUAGUGGGACUCAUGCUAUUCCACCCCGGGUUUAUUAAGGAGGAAAGAAGCGCGUCUGAGACCGAUAGCCCCAAGGAGCUGGUGCAAGUGGAUGCUACGGCGAGGAUGGCAUUGCCUCCAGGGGAGGAUAAGAACUACUUCAUGCUGAACCCGAGAGUGCCACCCGUCGCAGAGACAAGGCUGCCGCCAUGCCUUGUGGUGGUGGGGGGAAAGGAUCUGUUUAGGGAUAGGCAGGUUGAAUUUUGUGAGAAAAUGGAGGGGAUGGGGCAGAUGGUGGAGGUGGUGUGGUAUGAGGAGAUGAGGCAUUGUUUUAUGUUUGAGGAGGACACAGAGAAUAGUCCUGAAGCUGAUGAUAUGGUGGAGAAGACGGUAAGUUUUAUGGAGAGGUGUGGUGGCUUCAAAAAGGAGGGCUAAAUUGGAGGGAGGUUUUAUGGGGUUCUAAAUCCUCUCUUGCAACAAUAAUGCAGAUGGGUGAAAUUGGGAGGAGAUUUUUAUGAGAAAAUAAUGCUUUUAUUAUGUUGGGUUUUACAUGGCUUAUGGUUCUACGAGAAAAUAAUGCUUAUAUUAUGUUGCAUGCUUUUGUGUAGAUGUGGAAAAGGUAAUGUAUCCAUGAGUGAAAUAAUUGUGUCUCUUUGA